AUGGCUUUACCGCCUUCGAAUACAUCUCUAACAUACGCCUCGCCAUCCGCUACGCCAUAUCUCUCACACACACCUCUUAAGCCUCCUGCGUCGAACCAACUCAUCAUCAAGGUUCUGGCUACCGCAGUAAACCCCUGCGAUAUCCAGCUAUGGCACAGCCCGCUCGUCGGCUGGGGACGAUUCGGACGCGAAGGAACCAUGGGAUGGGAUUACUCGGGGACCAUCGCAGCGGUAGGAGACCAACUGAAGAGGAAAUGGGAAGUCGGCGAUGAGAUUUUUGGAAUGUGUGAAGGGCCAGCUGCCCGAGUGGCAAAGAAGGUAUAUAACUGCCACGUCCUAGCCAUAUGUUCAGGCCGCAACGCCGACUUCGUCAGAGAACUAGGUGCAGACGAUAUCAUCGACUAUACUACGUCAAACGUACCUCAAGCACUCCCGAAUCAUAUGCCGGGUGGCCUGAAGUUCGAUUUGUACAUUGACUGCGUCGGUGGCACGGAGAUGUUCGGAAAUUGGAAAGAAAUACUCCACAAAGAAGGCGCAUACAUCACCAUCGUCGGCGACAAAACAAGCCGCACCGUGCCUGGUCCACCACUAACCUACUUCACGUACCCCGCGCAGAUCUUCCGGCAUAUGUGGGGAUGGAUGUCUGGGCCGCGUUAUGCGGCUAUCAUCUUGUACAACGAGUCUAAGUACCUGGAGAAGGUGGCUAAAUUGGCUGAGAAAGGAGAAGCCAGAGUUGUGGUGCAGGAAGUCAUCGAAGGAAUCCUCGAAGAGGGUAAAGAGAAGGCAGCUUGGGAACGAGCGAGUGCAUUGCUAGAGGAGGGUCGGAUCCGAGGGAAGGUCGUGUUGAAGAUACAGGAUUGA
Molecule: messenger RNA, 861 nt
Organism: Didymosphaeria variabile
Lineage: Eukaryota; Fungi; Ascomycota; Dothideomycetes; Pleosporales; Didymosphaeriaceae
Exons: 4
Coding region: 1-861 (286 amino acids)
Cellular component (GO): mitochondrion
Molecular function (GO): oxidoreductase activity
Source: RefSeq, a predicted model, not a curated record